AGUCACUCAUCGUAGUUGCUAGUUGCCAUAUUUACGUUGCGGGAUUUUUAGAAUUUUGAAACAAAAUUGCGAUUUACGUCACACGCGUGUUUCUUUCAGUAUCCUCUUUGAGUUAACUCCAGAGGCAUUAAGCCAAGUGUUUUAUAAAAGCAAACUUCGUGACCAAUAGUGUAAAAACAUGUCCACCGUUUAAUGUUAAACAAUAUAGCUAAUAAUAUGUCAACUAAAAUGAAAUCUAAAAGCAUAAUUAUGUGUAUUAUACUUGCGAAUGGAUGUUAUGUGCUGAGAGCCGAAAGUAUUGCAAAAACGAAUAAAAUGCAAAUUAAUUAAAAAUACCCAUAAAUGUGUAUCAAUUAACUAAUUCAUGCAUUGGUACCUAAACCGCAGUGUGGAUAGUUGAAUUUGAUUAAUGAGCAGUCUGGUACCUUAUUGUGAUUCAAAUUAAAUAAAAAUACAUAAAAUAAUGUUAACAAAACAUAUUGUAUAAUCUGGGAUUAUUAUCCGAAAUGUUAACAACAAAGUUUUUUUGAGUGAAUUGCCAUAUAAAACCUAAGUUCUGAAUCUCUUUGAGUGUUUUUCUAGGUGUUACAAAUGAACGUUAGGUGAACAAAACUAUGUCACUCUGUAGCUAUAUGUUGAGAGAGCAUAGAACCAUGAAAACACCUGGUGACCAAUGUGAAGUUAAGUCAUAAUUAUGAAAUUAAAUGAGACCUCUUGUGAUAGUUCAGGAAACGUACAUAUGUGUACGCACUGUGUGUAUAACAACUAUUAAAAUAGUGUUAAAAUAAAUGGAGAGGAAAUCAAAGCAACAUGAAAACUCCUAUAAUAGUAUUUUAGUGCUAUCUCAGUUAACUUCUUGAGUCGAGAAACUCUCCUACUUGUAGAAUAAACGAAGCAGCCAAAUCCAUAUAUUGGUAGUGAAGCAAAAUGGUGUUGUUGAGUAAUCCACUUGUAUUACCAAUUACUCGCUUAAAAUGGAUGGUUACUUACUCUAUGGUACUACUACUGUUACAGCUUGUUCGUGUCGUUGUUGGUGGAGAAAAAUUGGCCCUCUUAUCUGCAACCCUGCGCACUUACCAAAAAGCUGCUUGUGACAGCGAUCAGGUCAUUAUCGCUUGUCCACGCGGCACAAGCAUUUCAAUCGAGUUCGCACAGUACAACAAUUUCGAAAACAAAGAUGGAUUCAGCAUCGAUGACUUAUGUCCACUAGACACUUCCGCGAAAAAGGUGCAAUCGAAGGCCAAACACCUUCUACGUGGUUCCACAUUCGGAGUUCCCGGAUCAAAGAUUCCUACCAUCCAACACCUUUAUGGCCAGACUACGGAAAUCCCGAGCUCAAGCCUGCCAACAGAUACACUCAUGACAGAAGAAACGGAAGGUGCCGGUGCGCGUAAGGAAAAUGCCGCGAAUGUUAAUAUAAAAGACGAUGACUCCACCGAAAAUUGCAUGUGGCCAAACGCACUGCAGUAUUCGUUGCUGCAGACGGUCGUUGAGGCUUGCCAAAAAAAGAAGCAUUGCAAAUUUAACGGUGCCCCACAUUUCUAUAGACUGAGCACAGGCGGUGAUGCAAAUAAUUAUAAUAACACCGUUAGCACCGUAAAUGUAGAUCCUUGUCACAAACGACGUAAAAUUGUUGAGGUGGCUUAUAAAUGUCGUCCAUAUGAAUUUCGUAGUAAAGUGGCCUGUCACAAUGAUAUGGCUCAAUUAGAGUGUAAUCCUUAUUCACGAAUCGCGGUCUACAGUGCGAGCUUCGGACGCACCGAAUAUGAGAGCAUUCAGUGUCCACAACCUCAAGGAGUACGAGAAGAAACUUGCCAAGCAUCAUAUGCCACCGAAACAGUAAUGCAGAUAUGCCAUGGGCGCCGUCGUUGUAACUUAGCUGCAGAUGCGAACACAUUCGGGUCACCAUGCCAACCGAACUCGAAAAUGUAUCUGAAAGUAGUUUAUACUUGUGUGCCAAAACAAGUUUUAAAAGAUCGAUACGAAUCGGAAGUUGAAGGAGAUGAGAUUGAAGAAUUCAAUGGAGAUAAUGAGGUGUACGACGAUGAAUUAAACUAUAAAGAAUCUGAAGCGAUUCCGAAGGUGUAUAGCAACAGUACUGUUUCUGUUGCUAGGUCAAAUGGUACAAAUGUUUCAUCAACUCCUGCCUCUUCGAACUUUAAUAACGACAAUAUAUCAUUUCAUCUUGAAAUACCAGACAGCGCCAGUAUCAAUCCGGUCAUGACACACAGUGCCGACCUAAGUCUGGAAGACAACCAGGAGCGACUGUAUUUAUAUCUUCUAAUCGCCGGUUUAAUCGGUGUAAUUAUAUGCAUAAUUAUUGUGUCUGUUCAUGUUUGGAUGCAAAAACAUCAAGCUCUCAGUUCGGAGACUCAGAUGGCACCCAUAGACGGUUCUGGUAACCCAUGUGCUGAUACUACCAUUCCCAAUGGCUUCAAUGACACGAUAUCAGAGAUUGACGCCGAAAUCGAUAUGCCAACUACUAUUUCUGUACCGAGUGUUUUGAAAAAUGAGAAUUAUAUUUCCUAUGGAUCAAAUGGUGGUUUAUACAAUGGCCUUGGAUCAUCCAGCAGGUCCCAGAAUUCAUCGACUCUUGUAUUACAAGGUGGAGUAAGUAUGCCUCCCACGGGUGUCAUCGGUACAUCUGCGUCCUCAACAAUAAUCACAAAUCCUGGCGUAUGCGGGGCACGGCAAUCUCCGGAUAUCAUCGGUAUUUCAACAAAAGCUCACUUAGCGGUGCCCACAAGUAGCGCAAUUGGCUAUCAAACGGGUGUUGGUGGCAUAUUGGCACCAGCAAUUGUAAUUGGUAGCAAUGGAACUAGCAUCAGUAAUUCGCUUAGUUGUGGUCCCAUGGCCUCAAUUGGACAGUACACAACUGCACCCACGAUACGUGCGAGCUAUAUCAUCAACGCAGAGGGAAUGUUGAAGCGACCUCCGAAUCUCCAAACUCCACCAAUGACAAAUUCCUCAAACAACAGCCAGUAUUCGACAACGUCCACACUACGUCGAAACAAGACCACUGUUCCUUCCGCACUGCAACAACAGUUAUCUUACGAUGGUACAGCUCCACGUACAUUAUCUACUGGGGUUCCAGUGAACUCCCAAUUCUAUUAUGGAUGACAAAAUUUAGAGGAAUGUUUUGGAAUGAAGACUAUUUUGUUCGAUACCACUCAACAUAAAGCUGAGGAAAUCUCCACGCUUACUGCCCAGCUCUCAUACAGCACAUUAACAGAGCAAUCACCCAAAAAAAGUGAGAAUCAUAAUGUAAAUGACAAUCCUAACUCAAACUACGAGAACACAACCGUGAUGAAGAGUCAGGACCAUGGACCAUCGGAACCUCAAGCUCAGAUAGUUGUCAAUAACAAGGAGUCGGAGAUAUCUUUUUGCUAUUGAACGUAGUUCAACUGACAAAAGACAUGGAAGUGUAAUAUGUAAAUUUAGCAACAAUUUCUACAUUAGUUAAUUGUAUAUAGUAUUUGUAUCACCCACAGACAUAAAUGUGGUAUAUACCUAAAUAAAUAAGAGAUUAGAAUUAUAAGAGUAUAUACGUAAAAAUUCUUAUAAUUGUAUAGUGUUAGGUAGCGUUAUUUGUAAGAUAUGAGUUUCUAAAAAAUCAUUCAGCGAUAGUAUUUCAGUUUGUUGCGUACAAUAUUAAACCCAUUCAUUAUUUCAAAGCCAGAGUUUAAAGGAGGCGAAAAAUGUCUACAUAUGUAUGUACGCUUAAGAAUAUUGGAAAGAAAUGUACUAAUUUUCUUAAAAAAUUCUCAUCAGCAAUGUUGAAUAAUGUAAACUAGUAUUUGGCUGUAUAAAAAUAGUAUUAAUGAUGACUUUUCGGAACUGUAUUGUUAAAUAGUAGCAAAAAAUAACAAAAAAUCUGAAAAAAUAUGUUAACUACACGA
Molecule: messenger RNA, 3899 nt
Organism: Bactrocera oleae (olive fruit fly)
Lineage: Eukaryota; Metazoa; Arthropoda; Insecta; Diptera; Tephritidae
Molecular function (GO): carbohydrate binding
Source: RefSeq, a predicted model, not a curated record